Molecule: messenger RNA, 2463 nt
Organism: Alternaria postmessia
Lineage: Eukaryota; Fungi; Ascomycota; Dothideomycetes; Pleosporales; Pleosporaceae
Exons: 3
Coding region: 1-2463 (820 amino acids)
Cellular component (GO): plasma membrane
Molecular function (GO): calcium-activated cation channel activity
Source: RefSeq, a predicted model, not a curated record
AUGGUCGCAUUCGUGCUCAUUAGGCAUCGCUUUCCCAAAAUCUAUUCACCACGGACGUACAUUGGCACCGUGCCAGAAAAGGAUCGCACGCCAUGUCCAAAAUCGCCAGGUUACUUCGACUGGAUUCACACUAUGAGAACCGUUCCGGAUAAGUUUGUGCUUUACCAUCAGUCGCUUGAUUCUUACCUGUUUCUUCGUUUCAUGAGGACUUUGAUAUUCAUCUGCAUAAUCGGCGCUCUCAUUACCUGGCCUGUUCUUCUGCCUGCCAAUUGGACUGGUGGCGGCAGCUCGAAAGAGCUUAAUCGCUUUGGCAUUGGCAAUGUGAAGAACAAGGACCAUCUCUAUGCGCAUGCUGUUGUGGCCUGGGUGUUCUUCAGUUUUGUCAUGUUCACGGUUGCGCGGGAACGACUCUGGCUCAUUGGACUACGGCAAGCAUGGAACCUGUCAAAACCGAACGCAAAGAGGUUGUCUUCACGUACCGUACUGUACCUCUCGGCGCCUACUGCAGCUCUCGACGAGGGCAACAUGCAGCGUUUUUUCGGAGAGGAUGCAGUCAGAAUUUGGCCUAUCACUAAGGGUGAGAAACUGGUAUCUCUCGUCUCGGAGAGGAACUCCAAGGUCGAAGAGUUGGAAAGCGCUGAGAUGUCUCUGAUCCUGAAUGUUAACAAAGAAGUCGGAAAGAGCCACAAUCGAAACAUCAAGUACGAGCAACUGCCGAAGCAGAUGAAGAAAUCUUUGCGGCCUACUCACAAAUCCAAGACACCAGUUGUUGGCAAGGAAGUUGACAGCAUCAGCUAUUAUCGGGAUCAGAUCAGAGAAAAAGAGGACGAUAUCGAGAAGGCCCGCGAGUCGAAUGAGACAGCCGAGAGUCUUGGUGGAGCUGCAGCAGUCUUUGUAGAGUUCCGCACGCAACCUGCGGCUCAGCGAGCGUACCAGCAGAUCGCAUCGGCUGACGUCCUUUCUCUUACGCCUCGCUUCGUCGGGACUACGCCCAACGAAGUUGUCUGGGCCAACUUAAAUCUAGCACCUGCUCGUCGCAUAUCACAGAGUGGCGUCGCCCUGACUCUCGUAAUCGCUACGAUUGCGUUUUGGUCCAUUCCAGUCGGCAUAGUUGGUGCUCUUUCUAACGUUCAAUAUCUUGCUGAGAAUUUUAAAUGGCUCGCGUUUCUCAACAAGAUUCCAUCAGGGAUUAUGAGCCUUCUGAGUGGUCUACUCCCUCCACUGGUGCUAAGCGCGUUAGCCAGAUAUGUACCGAACAUCUUCAGAUACAUCUUUACUACCUUUGGAGAGCCGACCAAGACUGUCAUUGAGAUUAAGGUGCUGAAGUGGUACUUCGUUUUCCAGGUACUCCAAGUCUUCCUUGUGACAACACUCGCUUCGGGUGCUGCGGCAGUAGCAUCACAAAUUGUUCAAGACCCAAGCUCGGUACCUCAACUUCUUGCAGAGCGUCUGCCAAGGGCAUCAAACACAUACCUCGCGUACUUUGUCGUCCAAGCUUUGACUAAUGCCCCGAGCAACAUACUGAACUACACCGACGUUCUCUCGUUCUGGUUCUUUGACAAGUUCUUUGACAAGACGCCUCGCCAGAAGUACAAUAGCUACAUCACAAUGAGGGGCAUGGCUUGGGGCAAGCUUUUCCCGAAGUAUGGCAACUUUGUCAUAAUUGCAAUCGUUUACGCCUGUAUUGCACCUCUCGUUCUUGGCUUCGCCGCCAUUGGCCUAGUGAUAUUCUACUGGAGUUAUCGACACCAGCUAUUAUAUACCGCACAGCCCAAGAUUGACACCAAAGGACAUGCCUAUACGCUCUCUCUACAACAGAUCCUUGUUGGAAUCUACCUCGCUGAGAUCUGUCUUAUCGGUCUCUUCAGCUUACGCGACGCGACUGGUCCCUUAAUCAUGCUUGUCGUCCUACUCCUUGCUACGAUCAUGUUCAACUAUACCACGAACCGCUACCUUGCUCCCCUCGAGCAGUUUUUACCUGCAGAUCUUGCACUCGAAUCUGAAGACGAUGAGCAAGCACCACUGCUAUCUUCCGCAGAGGAAGGCGAGUCGGAUGCUUUGGAGCACGCAGAGUCAAGGAUCAAUCGUAUAAGCGAACGGACACGCGUACCAUCCAACGUUGUCUCACCACUGGCCCGCUUUCUGCAGCCACACGUCUUCGGUAGCCAUACUGCCUUGAAGGCUUGGCUUCGCGAUGGCGAUUUUAACGAAGACGAAGAACCACAAUACAGCGAAGAGGAUCUGAAGAAGGCAUAUCUCAACCCAGCCUUCACCAGCAAGACGCCCAUAGUCUGGUUGGCCAAGGACAGUAUCGGUGCUAGUAAGCACGAGAUCAGUGAGAACGAGAAAACUGGGUUGAAGGCUACCGACCAAGGUGCAUGGGUUACAGGGGACGGGAAAUUGAAAUGGAGUGUGGACAACUUUGAGGAGCUGCCAGUGUUCAAGAAGGCUAUCAAAUGGUGA